Messenger RNA from Verruconis gallopava, 678 nucleotides. RefSeq lists its product as uncharacterized. The transcript is spliced from 3 exons. The coding region runs from base 40 to 678 and encodes 212 amino acids. The record is from RefSeq and is a predicted model, not a curated record. NCBI's taxonomy places the organism in Eukaryota, Fungi, Ascomycota, Dothideomycetes, Venturiales, Sympoventuriaceae.
CGCGUCUCCCCGCCGUAUUUCCAGAUAAAAAUAUUGACAAUGGUCUUCCAGCAGGGCAGAGCCACAAAGCUUGCCAAGACUCACGGCGAAUAUUUUGCACUUCAACUGCAAGAUAUUCGUUGGGCAAAGGCCUGCAAAAACUCUACUGGAGACGAGAGAGUGGUUCGCAUGAUGCAAGAUCUCAUCGCUGCGAUGUGUUCGCUCAAUCUAGACAGGGAGAGCGCAACUAAGUUUGAGAAAGUAGGAGAAGAUGUUCAGUAUGAGGAUGGAAUGGUCAAAGACCUGGAGGACCAUCCAUUACUAGGACGUCCUGAUGUCCAAAUUGCGUUAGACAACAUUAUGGAAACCCUCCCCGUCGGCGCGAAGAAGCCUACCAGAGACGUUGGGCAAAUUUUGGCCUCAAACUACGAGGUUGCUUAUGACGCUCUAUACAAGGCCGUGCAAGCUGCUCAUAUUAACAUCCGAGCGAUUGAGACUGGCACUCAAAAGAGACAUCUUGAACGCAGCGAGUACGCCGUCAGUGGAACGUCCUUGCCCAGCUCAAUUUCUCCCGGAAGGCACGCUGAACGCAGCCCGUACGCAUUUGAGGGAACUUCUCUGCCCUCUGGAUCUCCUUCAGAGCAUCCAAAACGCAGUGAAUAUGCUUUUGAAGGAACUAUAUUGCCUGAUUCAGGCUGA